GGUCAGUGCACUUCAAGACCACCUCUAGUGAGCAGCAGGUGAAUCCUUAAGAGAACAGUUCGUUUAGCCUACUUUGUGUCUGCCAGCUUACUUACAUGUUGCACCGUUUCAAUAUUAAAAAGCCAUCAUUUACUUCGGAUAUGGUGGACACGCAGACGUUUGCCUGGCCCGUGGGAUUCGGCCUGAGCGCUCUGGAACUGGACGAACUGGACAACAGCUCGCACUCGAUGGACAUGAAGCCCUUCUCCACGCUGGACUACACCACCAUCUCCGGCAUCGAGUACGAGCCGAGUCCGGCGCAGAGCGAGGCGCCGCACAUGAUGGAUCUGACACACAUGUACAGCUACAGAGCGCAGGAGAACUACAGCAUCUACAGAGCGCAGGAGAGCAGCUACACGGCCGAGGAGAGCAGCUACAGAGCACAGAAUUCAAUCAAACUUGAACCUGAGUCUCCUCCGCAGUUUGUGGAGAACAGCCUGUCGUUUUCCAAAGCUCCUGAAGAUGCGUCCGGCUCAGUGUUAAACAUCGAGUGUCGUGUGUGUGGAGACAAGGCCUCGGGCUUCCAUUACGGCGUUCACGCCUGCGAGGGCUGCAAGGGAUUCUUCCGCAGAACCAUUCGUCUGAAGCUGGUGUACGACCACUGCGACCUGCACUGCCGCAUCCACAAGAAGAGUCGCAACAAGUGCCAGUACUGCCGCUUUCAGAAGUGCCUGAUGGUGGGCAUGUCACACAACGCCAUUCGUUUUGGUCGAAUGCCGCAAGCCGAGAAGGAGAAGCUCUUGGCGGAGUUCUCCACUGACGUGGAUCACAAGCAUCCCGAAUCUGCGGACCUCAGAGCUCUGGCCAGACAUCUCUACGAGUCCUAUCUGAAGUACUUCCCCCUGACCAAAGCCAAGGCCAGGGCCAUACUGUCAGGAAAGACCAGCGACAGCGCACCGUUCGUUAUUCACGACAUGAAGUCUCUGCUGGAAGGCGAGCAGAUGAUCAACAGCAGGCAGAUGCCGGCGCAGGAGCUGCGCGUCAUGCACGAGGUGGAGCUGCGCUUCUUCCACAGCUGCCAGUCACGCUCGGCCGAAGCCGUCAGCGAGGUCACCGAGUUCGCCAAGAGCAUCCCGGGCUUCGUCAGCCUGGACCUCAACGACCAGGUGACGCUGCUCAAGUACGGCGUCAUCGAGGUCCUCAUCAUCAUGAUGGCGCCGCUCAUGAACAAAGACGGCACGCUCAUCUCCUACGGCCAGAUCUUCAUGACCCGCGAGUUCCUCAAGAGCCUGCGCAAGCCCUUCUGCGAGAUGAUGGAGCCCAAGUUUGAGUUCUCCGUCAGGUUCAACACGCUGGAGCUGGACGACAGCGACAUGGCUCUGUUCCUGGCCGUCAUCAUCUUGAGCGGAGAUCGGCCGGGUCUGCUGAACGUCAAGCCCAUCGAGGACCUGCAGGAGACCGUUCUUCAUGCUCUGGAGCUCCAGCUGAAGAUGAACCAUCCCGACUCCCUGCAGCUGUUCGCCAAAGUGCUGCAGAAGAUGACGGACCUGCGGCAGCUGGUGACCGAUCACGUCCAGCUGAUCCAGCUGCUCAAGGAGACCGAGGUGGACUGGUGCUUGCACCCGCUGCUGCAGGAGAUCAUGAGGGACUUGUACUAGUCUGUGUUUGACCGAUGCACUCGAGUGAUUCUGAGCGCGCUGUACUGCUCUGAUAUAGUCCUGGUGUUUUUGCACUGAAAAACCUUCGUCAGCAGAGAAACUAUGAGACUGGUUUCUGGCUUUCCAGACACAGAGUGUCGGUGCCCAGCACAGCGGCGCUGGUCAAAGAGGGCAGGACCACUGUGAAAACAUUUACCAGCUGAUUUAAAACCACACCUGUGUUUGUGCAUUCAGAGGCCUUACAGAUGGACAUAAAAGUGACACUCCUCUUUUCAUUUUUAAAAAUGACAUAAAAACAGAGGUGUGCAUAAGUCUGAGACCACACUGCAAGAUGAGACAGAAAUAAGGCAAGAUUUUUCUAGGUAACUAUAUAACUAUAAAUACAUUUAGAUAUAAAAUUCACCAUGUUGAACUUCUUCAGAGAGACUUUUUUUUGUGUGCUUCAAAUACUCUUUUGGGCAUAUUAAGUCAUUUAACAUUUUCAAAUUAUUUUUUAGGAAUAAUUUAUAUAUAUUAUCAUAUAAAAUAAUAUAUAAUUUAUAAUAUACUGUAUAUAUGCUAGUUUAACAUGGUGAUUGUCACUAUUUUACAUUUAAAUGUAUUUUAUUGGAAGAGAAUCCGAAUUAAUUACAAGCAGGAGCUCGUGGUCUCAGACUUGUGGAUGCUGUUUUACAAUGUUUCAUUUUUGGCCUUUAUCAAAACAUUACAGAUAGCAAUAAAGUUCCCAUUUACAAAAUCUGUAGGAGUGACACAUACAUUUGUUCUUGUAGGGCUGUAAUAAAACGAGACACACACAGCACUAUCAUCAGAUGGACCAAAGAGCUGGUGUUUGUCUCAAACUAUGCACAAUAUAUAUAUAUAUAUAUAUAUGAGAGAUAAAUCUGAACAUGUAAGCGUGCAGCUCAUUGUAACCACUGAUAUUUGUCACAGGUGACAGGUUUUCUUGCUUGUACAUGGAGCACAUACAACACUUUCUUAGAUUAUUUUCCAAACACCUACUUUUCUGCUUCAAAUUCAGAACUUAAAUGUGUUGUCUUUUACAUAUACAAACAUUUAAAAAAUAAUAAUAAUAAUAAUGCUGCAAGGGCUUUUUGUGUUGUGUUAUUUUUCUCAGUCAGAAUUAUUUUUUCAAAUCAUUCUAAAGCUUUAAUUUUUUACUUUAAUUCACGAGAUGUGUGUAAAAAAGAAAAAAGGGAGGAUUUUUCAUAAAUUUUAAAUGACAUGUAAGCUGUUAAAUGUCAAAUGUAUUUGAAUAUGUAAAUAAAUAUUUUCAAACUAUGUUAA
Cyprinus carpio (common carp) is the source of this 2921-nucleotide messenger RNA. Its product is annotated as peroxisome proliferator-activated receptor gamma-like. Gene Ontology annotation, cellular component: nucleus. Gene Ontology annotation, biological process: positive regulation of transcription by RNA polymerase II; hormone-mediated signaling pathway; negative regulation of inflammatory response. Lineage: Eukaryota; Metazoa; Chordata; Actinopteri; Cypriniformes; Cyprinidae. The record is from RefSeq and is a predicted model, not a curated record. Gene Ontology annotation, molecular function: nuclear receptor activity; zinc ion binding; RNA polymerase II cis-regulatory region sequence-specific DNA binding.